CUGCAACUUACUGAAUCCACGAAGAAGAAUGGUGUGAACAAGGAAGUUGAGAUCUUUUACAGGAAGCUAGCGUAAGCUGCUUUUUGUUUUGUUUUGUCUUUGUUUUUCUGUAACAGAUUGGUGGUUAGUUUUCGUCCUAUCAGUUAACUAAAUUAUUAAAUAUUCUUUAGUUAGUUUAGUUUGCCUCUUUUAAGUUUAUUUUUGCACGACGCGCGGCGACUUUUGACGUUAGCCGUGAGAUAGCUUCAGACGCUAAUAACAUAGCGAAACAGGCCUGAAAGCCAUCUGUCCAUUGUGUUCCCGUCAGUCAGAUACUGGACCGGAUUUUAUCAACAGGAUACUUGUUUUCGGUUUCGCCUCGUUCGGACACAUUAGACACCGCAGGUACGGCCGCUGCCACCCUCCCGUUAGCUCUGCUGGUAUUGUUGUUGGUCAGUCGAUUGACCUCAUCGUUGUACAGGGAGCAGUUAGUGCAGCCACUUCCCUGACAGUAAAGGGACUCACUACCGCAGACCAGAAGGCGACUGGAUGACCAUGUAUGCCCCGCCGGGUUCGAGUGUUCCGGGAGGCCGGAGAAGGAGAGCGGGCACCUCCCUACCCAAGCAGCCGGAGCGGAGCCUGGUGUCGGCUCUUCCUGGAGCUUUGUCCAUCACCGCGCUGUGCACGGCUCUGGCGGAACCGGCCUGGCUCCGGGUUCAUGGAGGCACCUGUCCCAGACAAGAGCUGGGGGUGGCAGAUGUGCUGGGAUACAUUGACCCCAAGCUUCUGGACGAUUACUGUGUGAACCCACAGACCAUACUGCUGAUGAGGGUGAUCGCUGCCUUCUGCUUCCUGGGCAUCCUGUGCAGCCUGACUGCUUUCCUCCUGGAUGUGUUCGGACCCAAACACCCUGCGCUGAAGAUAACACGCAGAUAUGCAUUUGCACAUAUUCUCACAGUGUUGCAGUGUGCCACGGUGAUUGGCUUCUGCUACUGGGCCUCGGAGCUCAUCUUGUCACUACAGCAGCAGCACAAAAAGUACCACGGCUCCCUCAUAUACGUCACUUUCGCCAUCAGUUUUUACCUGGUUGCGGGCGCAGGUGGAGCCUCUAUCCUUGCGACAGCUGCCAAUCUCUUGCGCCACUACCCCACAGAGGAGGAGGAGCAGGCUUUAGAGCUGCUCUCUGAGAUGGAGGACAGCAGUGAAACAUUUCCUGCUGAUUAUGACAUUGCCAAUCAGUUUCAGCCACCGCCUGCAUACACGCCCUAAUGCCGCAGGACUGGCCCCUCUAACAUGCGCUUCUCUUUCAGCACGGCUUUUGGCUUGAUGGGCGAACCCCGCUCUUAUCAAAGGGGUAUCUUUGCAAACAAGCCGGAACGCGGUGUGUUGCACUGUUAGUGCAGAAACGGUUUGACUGACAGUGCAUGAAAGUUGUCUUUAGUGGUGGCAGAAAUUUAGGAGAUGAUUCUCUCUUUAACCACUGAGGUUGUUCGUAAUUUGCAUGUAAAUGGCUUUCAGGAUUUGGUCCUUACAUUUAAAGCAAACUUAACUGCAAGGAGGGCUCAACUUACCUCACCACAAGUAAUUGAUGAAACAGCCGCAGACCGAUUAAUGCCAUUUAUUGAAUCUCUUCUUUGGACAUGGAUGGAGCUCUUUUAAGCAUUGAAUUGAUUUAACUUUUUAAGCUUUGCCAUAUGUAUGAUUUUAUUUGACUGAUUCAUCUAAAAUGUAGAAAAACAGAGAAGAUUGUUUGAGACUUUUUUGCUUUUUUUAUAUAAAAUAUCAAAUUGACUUUAUUUAUUAUUUAGUCGUUUGUGGUGUCUUCUUUACUUUCUUUUGCUUUGCAGACAUCUUUCACUGGUUUAGUCUUAUUUAAUUACAUCUGUACUUGAAGUAACACGAGGAAGUUGUCCAGAAUAUAGACAGAUCUUUGUGGUGUUUUAAAAAGGAUUAUGUGAUGUGUCGUGUGUUUAGAGCUAGCAGCCACAGAAGAAAUGGAGAAACAAUGUUUUGUAUGUUUCCCAAUCGGAGUGAUUCGUAGGAAGUGAAAUCUCACCACCUAAGUUGGUCAUUUCAUGUUCCUUGUAUUUGAUUUAAAAAAGAACCCUUAUUUGUACUUUGUGAUUUCCAUAUGUGACCGUUUCAAUUGUGUUUGCUCUGCAUGUGUGCAGGUUUUAAACCUCUUGUCGGAACACCUCAUCGUGAGGUGCCCGCUGAGGCUUGAAAUUGUGAUUGACGUGAUUCUAGGUGGAUGUAUAUUGUUCUGUUUGCACCAUUUUCUCCAUUUUGCCCCUCGGACCCAUCACUAUACUUUCAUCACCAGUGUGUAAAUAUUGAUCGUUUAUACAUAAAAAGUGGUCAUAAUAAAGUAAAUGCCAAA
Molecule: messenger RNA, 2359 nt
Organism: Pleuronectes platessa (European plaice)
Lineage: Eukaryota; Metazoa; Chordata; Actinopteri; Pleuronectiformes; Pleuronectidae
Gene: tmem127
Product: transmembrane protein 127
Exons: 3
Coding region: 529-1248 (239 amino acids)
Biological process (GO): negative regulation of cell population proliferation; negative regulation of TOR signaling
Cellular component (GO): membrane
Source: RefSeq, a predicted model, not a curated record